Molecule: messenger RNA, 3732 nt
Organism: Apus apus (common swift)
Lineage: Eukaryota; Metazoa; Chordata; Aves; Apodiformes; Apodidae
Gene: IFT81
Product: intraflagellar transport 81
Exons: 18
Coding region: 332-2362 (676 amino acids)
Biological process (GO): cilium assembly; intraciliary transport
Cellular component (GO): intraciliary transport particle B; cilium; centrosome
Molecular function (GO): tubulin binding
Source: RefSeq, a predicted model, not a curated record
CGCGCGCGCGGGGGGCGAAGGACGAGGCCGCUCGGUCACCUCAGGGCGCUGGGGCGGGGGCCCUGGGGUGCGGGCCCGGCUGCCUCUCCCAGCGGCCUCCGUGAGGGGUCGGACCUUCCCUUCGUAAACCACGGGGCGACCCCGGGGCUGAGGGGACGGCCGGGCUGGGCCCCGCCGAGCCCAGUGCCCGCUUACCGCCUCCGGGCCGCCCUGGGCCUCGCUGAGGUGGGGCCUUCGCCCGCCGUCCCGGCAGCUCCCAGCUCCCUCUUCUCUCCGAGGCCUCCCGACAGCUCUUCUGUCUCCUCUGCAGAGGUUUUUCCAGGACACCAUUAUGAGUGAUCAAAUCCAGUUCAUUGUUGAGAAGCUCAAUCAGGAGCCCUUCAGGAAGAACUACAAUUUAAUCACUUUUGACUCCUUAGAGUCAGUGCAGCUGUUGCAGCUGCUCAGUGAUGUUCUGGGGGAGAUUGACCCAAAGCAUGCUGUUGACAUUAGAGAGGAGCUGCCAGAACAAACAGCUAAAAGAAUGUUGAGCCUUCUUGGUAUCCUCAAAUACAAACCUCCAGGGAGUGUAUCAGAUGUGAGUGCAUUUCGCCAAGGGUUAAUUACUGGAAGCAAACCUGUAAUCCAUCCUCUCUUACACUGGCUUCUUCAGAGGACCAGUGAACUCAAGAAAAGAGCUUACCUGGCACGUUUCUUAGUAAAGCUGGAAGUUCCAGCAGAAUUCCUACAGGAUGAUACUGUGGCUGACAACAACAAACAGUAUGAAGAAACAAUGGAAGCCUUCAAAAACCUACAUAAGGAGUGUGAGCAGCUCAAAACAUCUGGUUUAUCUACUGCAGAAAUAAGAAGGGACAUCAGUGCAAUGGAAGAGGAGAAAGAUCAACUCAUCAAAAGAACAGAGCGUCUCAAGAAGCGGGUGGAGACAGUACAAAAUCAUCAACAAAUGCUUGAAAUAGCAAGACAACUUCGCCUAGAAAGAGAGAGAGAAGAAUCUUUGGCUCAACAGAAACAAGAACAAAAAAAUCAGUUGUUCCAUGCAGAGCAGAGACUGCAAAGAGCACGGUUCCAGCUGAAAGAAAUGCAUCAUGCAGUAGUGGAUUCAAAACCUGAAAGUCUAAUGAAGAAACUGGAAGAAGAGAUAAAUUUCAAUUCAUACUUGGUUAGUGAAAAGAUGCCUAGAGAGAUUGAAAGUAAGAAGAAUUCAAUAUAUUUCUUACAAAAGGUUGCUGCAGAGCCAGCUAUGAGCCAAUCUGAUCUUGAUGUACUUGAAAUCAAGAUAAAUGAAGUAAAUGCAGAAAUUAAUCAGCUUAUUGAAAAAAGAAUGAUGAAGUAUGAGCCAACUGAUAAUAAAUUCUUCAUGUAUCGCCAACAGGCGUCGAUCGUUUCCCGGAAAAAGGAAGCCAAGGCAGAAGAACUGCAGGCUGCUAAGGAAGAGAUGUCCAGCACUGAAAGGGAGAUGCUGGAGAAGACCAACCAGGCCCGUGAGCUAGGAGGCUCUGAAGUUCUGAAAGGGGAUGAGCUAAAACACUAUGUGAACAAGCUCCGAAGCAAGAACACCUUUUAUAAGAAGAAGCGACAGGAAAUAGCAGAAAUUACAGCUGAGUGUGGUGUCCUCCAGAGAACAGAAGAACUGCUCCAACAGCGCCACGAGGCUCUCCAGCAGCAGUUGCAAGCUAUUGAAGACAAGAAGGGAAUUUCUGGAUAUAGUUACACCCAGGAGGAGCUGGAAAGGGUUUCUGCAGUGAAGAGUGAAACUGACGAGAUGAAAGGCCGGACACUAGAGAACAUGUCUGACAUGGUAAAAAAACUGAAUGCAGUGGUGGCAGAGAAGAAGGCGAGCUUAGCUCCUGUCAUCAAAGAGCUCAGGCAGUUGCGUCAGAAGAGCCAGGAAUUAACUCAAGAAUGUGAUGAAAGAAAGAUCCAGUAUGACAGUUGUGCGGCAGGGCUGGAGAGCAACCGCUCUGCGCUGGAGCAGGAAGUGAAAAGCCUUCUUGAGGAGUGUGUUCAGGAAGAAAGCAACUACCAUUACAUCAACUGUAUGAAGAGGAACCUGGCAGUCCAGCUGGAGCGUGCUAAGGAAGAGAUGAAGGCCUAUGUCACCCCAGACCCACGGGGGAAGAGAAAGACAAUUCGAGAACAAUAUACACAAAUGAUCGUUGAACAUGAAAACCUUGGGAAGAAAUUACGAGAGAAGCAGAAAGUUGUACGGGAAAGCCACGGGCCAAAUAUGAAGCAAAUGAAAAUGUGGCAGGAUUUUGAGCAGUUAAUGAAAUGUAAGAAGGAAUGUUUUCUGAAACAACAACAAGAAACAGCCAUUGGGCAGGUCAUUCAGGAAGAAGGCAAAGACAGGCUUGUGUUAUAAACUCUUCCUUCUUGCUACCAACAUGCAGUAGGAAGACAGGUGUGUUCCCAAAGGUAACCUCUUCCUAAAUAUUGUUGCUUUCUUAAUUUCCACAUCAAUUGGUGGCAUGUUAUUUGGCUUUGGUGGAUAAACAGAGAGCAAUUAACCACUUGAUGAAGCCUUUCCUCCAUUGCUGAAGUGACAGCACUGCGUGGUCAGAUAGAUCAGUUAUGGGAGCUGUGCGAGGGAGAAGCUCAUCAUAAAUCUUUGUUUUAUGGGGCUGGGAAUGGCAUGUAUCUGCAUAGAGAUCAAAGGAAAAUAAACCCUUUUCCAGGGUCACAGAAAACUUCUGUAAUUGCUCUGCUCCUUAUUCUGUAUCACUAAGGUUACGUUUUUGCAAGGCCUGGGACUUGGUGUUGUAUAAUUGUGGCCCUCCUGGCUUGGCCCUCUCCUUUGCUAUUGUCUUUAUUCAUCUGGUGUGACUGCAAGAAUGGAGCCAUUUUCACCCUGAGCUGCACAGUCCCUGCCUGCACACUCCCAGUCAUACUUUCCUUGCACGGUUGAAUUAAACUGAUUGUGCUUCCAGGAGACAGUUCAUUGCUACAGUGUCAGGAGUAGGUUCUGAGAACAAUUACUUGGGUUUUGAGCUUUCUCCAUUAUCUGUUGUUGUUGUUUUUAACAAAUGUACUUUUCUUGCACAUGUUCCACCCUCUGAUUUUUCUGAGUUGCCCCUGGGCCAGUGUAAAUGGGGGUUGACUAAAGGCUGUCUCCACUGAGGCCAUGUGGGGCUGUUUGGCCUGUGCAGUGUGGUUCCAAAGUGAUGACACUCCCCAGAGUGGGUCAUGCCAGGCUGGAGGGUUAUUGAUGGAUGGAAACACGGCACAGUGGCUCCUGUGUAUGGCAGGGUGUGCAAAACAGGCAGAUAGGCAAGGCUGCCCUGUCCUCUGGCUUUGACCCAUGAGCCACAGGCAACUGUCACUGUCCUUAAAACUACACCAUGAGACCCAGAGCUGAGCCAGGGCAGGAGGAAUGUAGGUGGGGCUUGAAAGUGUCCCUCACGCUUCAUCGAUUCGGAUGAGCACCUCUCAGCCACUAUCAGAGAUCAGAAGCAGAAAGAUAAGCCUGUGGGGCCAGAGCUGCUGCUCUUCAGUCUCUUGGCUUAUUGAAUUUUCAGAUAGGUUGGGUGUUUUAGUUUUUUUUUUUAGUUUUUCCUGCCUGAAAUAGAAUAUCUUUUCAGGAUAAAAAAAAAUAUUUUUGCUUUCUUUGAUACCUGACUAUGAGAUCUUCUGUAUCAAGAGAGUGUGGUAAUAAUAUAGUUCCUAGUUUGCCUUUGCGUUAAAUGUCUUUGUUAACAGACUAAAAUAAAAUCCAAUUACUAUGCUUUGACUGUA